Messenger RNA from Terrapene triunguis (Three-toed box turtle), 1161 nucleotides. It is a transcript of the gene XKR9, whose product is annotated as XK related 9. Lineage: Eukaryota; Metazoa; Chordata; Testudines; Emydidae. Gene Ontology annotation, biological process: phosphatidylserine exposure on apoptotic cell surface; engulfment of apoptotic cell; apoptotic process involved in development. Bases 22 to 1161 code for a protein of 379 amino acids. The transcript has 3 exons. The record is from RefSeq and is a predicted model, not a curated record. Gene Ontology annotation, cellular component: plasma membrane.
AUAAUGAAAAACUAACUCAUAAUGAAAUUUACUAAGUGGAAUUUUACUAUGUCAGUUCUUGGAAUUGUAAUUUAUGUAGCUGAUAUUGCAGCAGAUAUCUGGGUCACUAGUAACUAUUUCUGUGAGGGACAAUAUUCUUUGGGUAUCUUGACACUGGUUUUUAGGUUGCUGUCAUCAAUAAUAGUACAGAUAUUUAGUUAUGAAUGGUUUAAAGACGACUGUGGAAGCCCUGAUCCUGGGAAGCUGAACUGGAUUUUUCUACUUCAUUUCUUGCAUGGUGGAAUUUUUACAAGGUAUUGGUUUGCACUGAAAGAUGGCUACCAGGCUGCUUUUAAACAAAACAGCUCAGGAGAUCAACUUACUGGGGGCCCUGCCAGUAUCAUUCAUAAAUGCGCCAUUGAUGCAGUGACUGAUAUUAGUAUGCUCAGGGUAUUUAAGAGUUUCCUGGAGACCACACCCCAGCUCAUUCUUCAGAUUUACAUCCUGAUGGAGCAUGACAAGGCUGCUUUCAGUCAGUAUGCUUCCAUCAUCACAUCUUUCUGCAGCAUUUCCUGGUCAACUCUUGACUAUCAGAUAUCAUUACGAAAAUCUCUACCUGAUAAUAAUCAAUUUUCUGGGGUGCCUCCUAAGUUAAUCUACCUCUUGUAUAAACUGUUCACACUGACUUCUUGGAUACUGAGUAUUGCACUGGUCACCCUAUUAAAUAUCAUAAGUAGUAUAGUUCUGCUAAUAUUUCUUUGGACCUUGGGCUUCAGCUGGACUUUGAAGCAACACACUACGUUUUGCAAAUCUAAGAGGAUGGAAUUUUUAUUCAGGACUGUUGUUGGGAUCAUUCUUAUUUUUACAUUUUUUAAUGUCAAGGGGGAAAAAACAAAAAAGUAUAUUUCUAGUUAUUAUGCCACUCAUGUGGUUGUAACUUUAGGCAUAAUGUGUGUGUGUUUGUUCUGGAAGACUUCAGUUACUGAGCAAUUAUAUUUUACAUUUGUGAGCAUCACAAUUGUUCUCACUCUGGGGUUAGGUAUUAUUUGUCUUAUUGUUUAUUAUAAGUUUUUUCAUCCCACUAUUUAUUUCAAACAAGAGAGUGCUUCAGAUAAAGUUGAUGGACUAGCAAGAGAAAGAGAAGAAGAAAUCAGUAGAAUAAGAAAUUUCAUAAUGCCAUGA